GACCCAACCCCCAAUCACGAUCUCCCCCUUUGCCAAAGGCUAUUGCUGUUAUGCCGCUAGCAAGCCUGACGCAUCCACCCACACCAUAACGUCAAGUGACGACAUCGCUUGUGGCUUUCGGAGGAGUGUCGAGGAUCGAUGCGCAGAGCAGAAGAGGUUAGGGCUGAACAAAAUCAUGUUUCCAAGACGACAUUGCGUAGUUGGAGGUCACACCCGUCAUGCCGCAGGGCCCUGGCUCCAAGCCUGCUUGAGAGCCAAGUUCGACCCUUCGCGCAUGUCUUGCGUGUGAUUUAUACAGCACCGUCUGGUUCCCCUGACUUUCGGUGUGGUGUGGUCCCUCUGAUCUCCAUAGUCUCUUUCCUCGCUCUGCACCGCACUCAGUAGCAGGCCUCCUCAUUCUUCCCACUUGCCUUCGAACAACUUGUCCAUAUCAUCUCGAACCAAACCUCUCCAGUAGCACUGGCUACCUAGUAUCAAAUCGCUCUUAAACUUAAUCGUAAUAUCCGCUUGAAUCCUCACCAGAAUGUCUUCGCCACAGGACAACAACCCGACUGAGGGACAGGGGAAGCCCGACGAGAAGAAGCUAGAGCAGGCCGGCACUGAUAAGCCCACCGACACUAAGGUCGAUGAGAAGGCUGAGAAGGCAUCAUCUGAACAGAAGGGCAAGAAUGCCGAUGUGAAGGGCCAAAAGGAAAAAGCGGGCCAGUCAGAGGCUGUCCCUGGUGAUGCCCAGGAGGAGGAUGCUGAAGUAGCAUACGACGAUGAGGAGUACGACGAUGAAGAGGCCGAGGACGGGGAGGAGUACGACGAUGACGAGGAAGAAGGAGAAGGGGAGUACGAACCCGAGCUCGAGUACGAGGACGAGGAUGAGGCGGCCGAGAACCGGCAGUCAGCACCGUCCGUAUCGCAGCCCGCCACGCCCGAGGAGGAGGUCGCCCAGCCCUGGCAGCAGUCGCAGCAGCGGCAGCAGGGCAGCCGCGACAAGAAGAAGCAGCUGCAGAAGGCCAAGGUCGAGGAGCCGCCGCCGCGCCGGCAAAAGUCAAGCAACAAGAGCUACAGCCGGGCCGAGAUGGAGGAGGAGAUGCGCCGGCAGCAGCAGCAGUGGCAGAUGCAGAUGAUGCAGCAGCAGCAACAACAGCAGCAGGUCAAGAAGGACGAGGGCGGCAAGAACCCGCUAAAGCUGCACCUCGAGCUGAACCUCGAGAUCGAGAUUGAGCUCAAGGCCCGCAUUCAUGGCGACCUGACCCUUGCCCUCCUUGAGCAGUGAUGGCCUAUGAGCCACCAACCACACGCCGCCGAUGACUGCCAUCUCAGCCUCGGUUGCCUUCUAGUCUUUCGAUACGUUCGUCUCCUUUGUUCUUGAUUUCCUUGGAUUCCCUGUGUACAACAAUCUUUUUUGUUGCCUCGUUCGGUGUCGUCGGUCGGGGAACUGGUGAUACCAAAGCGAAUGACUGAGAAGCGAAUUUAAUCAGCGGCAUGUACCUCCUGCUUUGCCGGGAGGGUAUGGUUCUCGAUUCGUUCUCGGCUGUUUCUAGUUAAUGUCUCAUGUCAAUAUGCUUAGCCAGCGGCGGUGCUCGUUCCUUGGGUGGUUUGUUUGGCCUAGCCAUCUCCUGUAUUGUAUCCACACGCGCUCCAUGGCUUUGCCAUCGCCAGUUUUGUUCAACCUGUUAUGAUUUAGAACCAAAAUUGAACUUUGAACCUAGUUCCUCAAAGGCAUCUUGUGCUUUGCUG
Messenger RNA from Gaeumannomyces tritici R3-111a-1, 1731 nucleotides. RefSeq lists its product as hypothetical. The transcript has 3 exons. The record is from RefSeq and is a predicted model, not a curated record. Bases 524 to 1267 code for a protein of 247 amino acids. Lineage: Eukaryota; Fungi; Ascomycota; Sordariomycetes; Magnaporthales; Magnaporthaceae.